Molecule: messenger RNA, 2735 nt
Organism: Pan troglodytes (chimpanzee)
Lineage: Eukaryota; Metazoa; Chordata; Mammalia; Primates; Hominidae
Gene: DCK
Product: deoxycytidine kinase
Exons: 8
Coding region: 310-1173 (287 amino acids)
Biological process (GO): nucleobase-containing compound metabolic process
Cellular component (GO): mitochondrion; cytoplasm
Molecular function (GO): ATP binding; deoxycytidine kinase activity
Source: RefSeq, a predicted model, not a curated record
GGCCUCCACGUGACCUGGCGUGCGGAGCGCGCACGCGGGAACCCGCGCUGGAGGCGGGCGAGGGCCGAGGGGCAGCUAGGGAGCGCGGCUUGAGGAGGGCGGGGCCGUUCCGCAGGCCCGCCAGUGUCCUCAGCUGCCUCCGCGCGCCAAAGUCAAACCCCGACACCCGCCGGCGGGCCGGUGAGCUCACUAGCUGACCCGGCAGGUCAGGAUCUGGCUUAGCGGCGCCGCGAGCUCCAGUGCGCGCACCUGUGGCCGCCUCCCAGCCCUCUCUGCCGGACGAGCUCUGGGCCGCCACAAGACUAAGGAAUGGCCACCCCGCCCAAGAGAAGCUGCCCGUCUCUCUCAGCCAGCUCUGAGGGGACCCGCAUCAAGAAAAUCUCCAUCGAAGGGAACAUCGCUGCCGGGAAGUCAACAUUUGUGAAUAUCCUUAAACAAUUGUGUGAAGAUUGGGAAGUGGUUCCUGAACCUGUUGCCAGAUGGUGCAAUGUUCAAAGUACUCAAGAUGAAUUUGAGGAACUUACAAUGUCUCAGAAAAAUGGUGGGAAUGUUCUUCAGAUGAUGUAUGAGAAACCUGAACGAUGGUCUUUUACCUUCCAAACAUAUGCCUGUCUCAGUCGAAUAAGAGCUCAGCUUGCCUCUCUGAAUGGCAAGCUCAAAGAUGCAGAGAAACCUGUAUUAUUUUUUGAACGAUCUGUGUAUAGUGACAGGUAUAUUUUUGCAUCUAAUUUGUAUGAAUCUGAAUGCAUGAAUGAGAUAGAGUGGACAAUUUAUCAAGACUGGCAUGACUGGAUGAAUAACCAAUUUGGCCAAAGCCUUGAAUUGGAUGGAAUCAUUUAUCUUCGAGCCACUCCAGAGACAUGCUUACAUAGAAUGUAUUUACGGGGAAGAAAUGAAGAGCAAGGCAUUCCUCUUGAAUAUUUAGAGAAGCUUCAUUAUAAACAUGAAAGCUGGCUCCUGCAUAGGACACUGAAAACCAACUUCGAUUAUCUUCAAGAGGUGCCUAUCUUAACACUGGAUGUUAAUGAAGACUUUAAAGACAAAUAUGAAAGUCUGGUUGAAAAGACGGAGUUUUGCUCUUGUUGCCCAGGCUGGAGUGCGAUGGCGCGAUCUCAGCUCACCACAACCUCUGCCUCCCAGGUUCAACCAGUUCUGCCUCAGCCUCCCGAGUAGGUCAAAGAGUUUUUGAGUACUUUGUGAUCUUGCUGAAGACUACAGGCAGCCAAAUGGUUCCAGAUACUUCAGCUUUGUGUAUCUUCGUAACUUCAUAUUAAUAUAAGUUUCUUUAGAAAACCCAAGUUUUUAAUCAUUUUUGUUUUAAGGAAAAAAGAUUUUUAAAAUGAAUCUUAUGCAAAACUUUUUGACCAGUUUCUUUUCUUUUGUUUUUUUUUAAAAAAGACAUUUAAAGACAAAGACAUUAUUUCUCAUAGCAGGAAAUGUAGAGGUAGAUGGUUCCAGUAUCAGCAUAGUGACUAAACUACAUUAUAAAAGAUCCAGCUUCCUUCUGUCAUUCCCCUCUUUUGUCUUCCUCAGCAGGUUGGCUUUUUUCCCUGGUGCCUCUCACCUCCUUGGUGACCAGUUUCUUAAACUGAAAGCUUUAAUGUUACAUAGUAAAUGGUAGUGUGUCCUGUGUAAAUUAGUGUACCUAUUAAAAGUUGCAAAGUGGAAUUAAAGGAAUCCCUAGAAUAAGGAUUCUGAAGUUUUAUUUUAAAUUAUUAUCUUCUUAACAGUAUAGUCCCACCUCUUACUUCCUGCCUCAGUCUGCUUUCUCUACUGUCUGGAUUAAUUAGGCAGCCUGCUAUAAAGUUAAAGUCACACAUUUCUAUUUUGCAAACACUGUGAUUACUCUUUGCUUUGUAGUUUGCUUUGCUUUGUAGGGUUCUGCUUUUAAGUUUUUCUCUUUUUCAGACAAAUUACUGAUAAAAAUGAUAUUGCCCUAUAUGUAAUAUAUCCUGAAAGCAUUAUUUUUUGUUGAAUAGGAAAUAAAAUUAAUGAAGACAGAGGCUAGAAAGCAUCCAUUAAUUAAUGAGACACACUUAACUACUUAUCUCUAAACCAUCUAUGUGAAUAUUUGUAAAAAUAAUGCAUGGAUUCAUCUUAGUUCUGUAUAUAAAUAUAUUUUCUUUCUAGUUUGUUUAGUUAAGGUGUGCAGUGUUUUUCCUGUGUAUUAAACCUUUCCAUUUUAUGUUUUAGAAAAUUUUAUGUAUUUUAAAAUAAGGGGAAGAGUCAUUUUCACUUUUAAACUACUAUUUUUCUUUCCAAGUCAUUUUUGUUUUUGGUUUCUUAUUCAAAGAUGGUAAUUUAGUGGAUUAACCAGUCCAGAUGCACUGAUCUUUGCAAAGGAGACUUAAUUUCAAAUCUGUAAUUACCAUACAUAAACUGUCUCAUUAUACGUAUGCAUUUUUUUAGUUUGUUUUUGUUUGGUACAAAUUAAUUUGUUAAUUAAAUAUUUCUUAAGUAUAAACCUCAUGAACUACAGUGGAGCUACACUCAUUGAAAUGUAAUUUCAGUUCUAAAAAGAUGUAAUAAUCAUUUUAGAAUUAAAAUUUAUUCUACUUUUAAAUAAAUUAUGAAUAUUAAAGGUGAAAAUUGUAUAAAUUACUUUGAUUCCAUUUUAAGUGGAGACAUAUUUCAGUGAUUUUUAGUAACCUUUAAAAAUGUAUAAUGACUUUUAAAAUUUGUAGAAUUGAAAAGACGCUAAUAAAAAUUUAUUAUUUAUUUGUCAUGACUCAAAA